Sphaeramia orbicularis (orbiculate cardinalfish) is the source of this 4826-nucleotide messenger RNA. RefSeq names its product RNA binding fox-1 homolog 2 (gene rbfox2). Gene Ontology annotation, biological process: regulation of alternative mRNA splicing, via spliceosome; nervous system development. The transcript is spliced from 13 exons. Gene Ontology annotation, molecular function: mRNA binding. The coding region runs from base 969 to 2336 and encodes 455 amino acids. Gene Ontology annotation, cellular component: nucleus; cytoplasm. Lineage: Eukaryota; Metazoa; Chordata; Actinopteri; Kurtiformes; Apogonidae. The record is from RefSeq and is a predicted model, not a curated record.
CACUGCGGCAGACUGCGUGUAUUCGCUGGCUGCAUGGCUGCCUGGCUCAGCGUUCAAAGGCAGAGCGGAAGAUAGGAGGAGGGGAAUGACUACACCAAGAGAGUAGGAGGAGGAGGGAGAGAGGACAAUUUCCUUUCUGUGACACACGCUACAAGAACACACCGGGAAAACGGAGAGGAAAGAAAAUAUAAUAGGCGAGAAGCAGAAGGAAAAGACCGCAGCUCCUCCGUUUGCUUCUUGUUUUUUUUUAUAGGAGGGAGGAAUAGAAGCGUCUUUUCUUUAGUAUCGGACUAACAUGGGGGAAGGCGACAGCUCCUGACGAGGAUUGACUUUGAGUGAACCUCUGCUCUGUGGUACAAGUCUGGCUAAUAUACAGGCAGGAAAAAGGCGACAGGGAAGACAUGUUGAGGGGCUUUUCGUCUUGAGGUUGCGGUAGGAUGUUGAUGUUGUGCUCUUAAAACACACGGCUCUCGUAGGAAAAAAAAAGAGGGCAAAUGGAAAUUGGGCGGUAGACUGUGUUCAGGAGCUAUUGUUUUGAUCGGUGUUCAUUUAAUUAGUUUGUUAUGAUCUGAAAUCCCCUAGGCCUCUUAGGCAGCCCUGCAGUAAAUAAACACACGGUCAGCAAACCGGGGCUGCAAAUGAACCUGACUGCAUUUGUUUAGGUUAUUUAUCCGACAUAGGCUGGAUUAUAUUCACAGUUUAGGAGCGACUUGUUUGUUUGUCUAAGUCGCUGUUUUCUUAUUUAAUUGCUCAACCAGGGAUCCCAAACAUUUCCAUAUACAUCAACUCUGAAAGGAUCCUGCAGAGGCCCAGCUGAAAACACAAAAGGCUGUUUGGUGUUAGAAUAAACCCUUUGGAUCUGCACACUGGACCAUCUUCCAGGGUCUAUCUGUCUAAGCUCUUCAACACCAUAGCUGUGUAGUCUUCUCAGUUUAGUAGCAGGCAGGGGCCCAAACGAAGAUUUUUAAAUGUUAAUGUCGACCGACGUUGCAUCCAUCAUGCUGCCUGUACCCCGGGGUCUGAUGGACCGGGAUAGAGAGCUGGACACCAUGGCCGGGGUGCACCCCAACCCCGGCGGUGCUCCUGCCGCUGUCCGGGGUAUGAAGCGCGGAGACCCGGAGCCGGACGGCCAGGCUGCGGCCGCUCUGGUGGACUCGGCCGGGGCUGAAUGCAAACGCCCCCGGAUCGACGGCACCGGGGGGAUCGGAGACGUUGGUCAGAACAACGACCCUUUGACCCUUGGUUACCAUGGCUACGCAUCUCAUAGUCAGGGCUCUCAGGAUAGUGCUGGCGGACAGGAGGGACUCGUACCCCCACCCUUCUCUGCGUUUCCUCCACCUCCACCGCCGCCCCCCCAGAACGGCCUGACCCUGGAUUACGGGGGCAGUCUGUAUGCAGCGGGGGCAGUCCAAGGCCCCGUGGAAGCCGGCGGAGCGGCGAACAGCGCCGCCAACGCCGCCAACAGCCUCAGUGCCCAAUCAGAUGGCUCCUCCCAGAUUGACGUCCAGUCAGGGGUCGGCUCAGGAGGAGGAGGUGGAGGAGGGACCGCUGGGGAUGAUUCAGACGCCAAGGGGACCCCCAAACGCCUCCAUGUUUCUAACAUCCCCUUCCGCUUCCGAGACCCUGACCUACGGCAGAUGUUUGGGCAAUUUGGCAAAAUCCUUGAUGUUGAGAUCAUUUUCAAUGAGCGAGGAUCCAAGGGCUUUGGUUUUGUAACGUUUGAGACGAGUGCGGAUGCAGAAAGAGCCAGAGAGAAGCUUCACGGAACAUUGGUGGAAGGCCGUAAAAUUGAGGUCAAUAACGCCACAGCCAGAGUGAUGACGAACAAGAAGAUGACCACACCAUACUCUAAUGGAGAGGGUCUCGCCACUCUCCCAUAUGCUGGCUGGAAGUUGAGUCCGAUGGUCGGAGCUAUGUACAGUCCUGAGCUCUAUACAGUACCGGGAUUUCCGUACCCAGCAGCAGCAGCUGCCGCCUCUACCGCUGCAACCUUUCGAGGUGCUCAUCUCCGGGGUCGUGCCCGGCCCGUCUACAGCGCCGUCAGAGCAGCUGUGCCGCAACCUGCCAUCCCUACCUACCCUGGUGUGAUGGCCUAUCAGGAUGGUUUUUACGGUGCCGCUGAUCUUUAUGGUGGUUAUGCAGCGUAUCGUUACGCCCAGCCAGCUGCGGUAGCGACUCCCGCAGCAGCAGCGGCCGCAGCAGCAGCUUACAGUGACAGCUACGGACGUGUUUAUACAGCAGAUCCCUACCAUGCUGCACUGGCCCCAGCUGCCUAUGGUGUUGGAGCCAUGGCCACACUGUACAGGGGAGGCUACAGUAGAUUCGCCCCUUAUUAAAGGACACUACAUUUACCAGGAGCUCCUCUCUUCCAUUGAAUUACUCUGAAAGAGCUCCCUCUGUUGUCGUGGAGGUGAACUGCACCCAGUUUUAAAGUGUGGAAUCGUCCACAACAAAGAUAUUUCAGAUCCCACCCCCACUUUUUCUUAUAUACGCUACUACAGAAAUAGAGGAAUGCUGUAUUAAAGACUGAUGGAUGACCUCUGCAUUUAAAAAAAAAAGAAGAAAAAAAGACUUAAAAUGGCCAUCUUCCUUAUUGCACGGCUGUAUUAUAGUCCCCCCUUGUUCCUUCAGCACUCAGCAGCACAAAACUUGGGAUGGAGCCCAGAUGUUCUUCCAAAGGCUGUGUAAGGAUAAGUGACAUUUAAACAGCUGUUGCCCAUGGAUGAGAAUGAGCUGAGUGCUGUGUGGCCUGCACACACUCAACAUAUAAGGAAAAAAACCAGAGUCCAUACAACAUUGGAGUGAUAGAAAGUAGGAAGGUGCUUCUGGAAAAAAAAAACAAGAGCACCUAAAACAUUUUGAACCAGAUGAUAAAACACCCACUGAUGGAUUUUGUAUGUCCUUGUGUGGGCUGAUAGAAAUGAGAGGAUUUCCUUUCUUGCUAUGUUCUGGUUUAAGGGAUACUGAGUAUGGCGGCUUGGAGAGAGAGAGAGUGCAGUGGUUUAUUACGCUACAGAAAUCACGUCCGAAAGCUGACGGUGGGAGGGUUAUUAGAGCUGUUCCUUACCUCAAGUUUUCUUAGUAUGUGGAAAUGGUGAACCUUUAAACUUAAAUUAUAAUAUGCAAAGAAAUUAGUUUAGAGAAAAAAUUACCAAAUUAUUAUUAUUAUUAUUAUUAUUAUUAUUAUUGUAAUUAUUAUCAUUAUUAUCAUUAUUAUUACAACCAUUAUUUUGUUUGACUCCGCUACACAGCAGACACUGAUGUAAAGAGACUCCACAGUGAACCUUGGGGUUAAAAUCAGAAAACUAGCAUUUCAAUUUGAAAAAUAUUCUACUCAUGUUAUUUUGCUCAAGCACAGAUUUCACUACGUGCGCAGCCACAGUGCAACACUACGAAAGUGCAACACACUACACUGAAACGUGGCUUCAUACGGUUGAUUUAACAUCUGACCUAAAGCCAUCCAGUCACCACUCGCAACCCUGAGGUUUAAGUAUUUGUUGAUCCUUUAAUAUAGAGAUUUAUUAUUUGGAUUUCCCCCUCAUGCUCCACCUUUUAUAGAGCAAGUCCAACAUUAAAUGAGUCUUCCUGGAAAAAAAACAAAAAAACAAACACUUUAGAUGUAUUUGAGAUGCUGUCAGCACCGAUUACUGAGCAAGUGAGAUUCUGUCAGUGAGUUAAUAGAAAAUAUUUAAAUGCAAAACACCUUACUAUUGUGCAUAUUUCUAUACCAUUGUAUUCUGUAUUUCCAAAUGUGGCUUUUUUUGCUUUUGUUUUUGUUCCAAAGAUUUGUAGAAAGCACAUUUUUCUGCCGUAUGUAUAAAUAUAUUACCUUUGUUAUUGUUAUAUGAUCAUUAUCUUUGAUAAUUCUAUUGCUGUCUUUUAUUUACUUUGAUUCACCUUGUUUUUUUUGUUUGUUUUUUUUUUAAAUAUCUAGGUGUUUUGUUUUUUUCUUUUUUUUUUUUCCAUUUGGGAGUAAACUUCUUGAGCCAGGGCAUACUGAUCGACAGACAAAAGGUAUGCAUGAAACACUAUCAAACUUUCAGGCAGCCCAGGCUUUUGUUUUGUUUGUUUUUGGUCGGUGAUAGGAUCCACUAGCAUGACAUUUAUUAUAUUUCAGAAUAUACAGGAAUGGCUGGAUUUUUUUUUUUUUUUUUUAAAGUGUGUGUAUAUCUUCACAGGUGACUGAGACAUUUGGAUGAAUGGAUAGGCCUGUAGCACUUUGGUUAAACCCAAUUGCAUUCUUGUUUUUUUCCCUUGUUUUUUUGCUUGAAUUUUUUUGUUUUGUUUUGAUUUUUAAGGCUCCUUAACAUUUCAGUGUCGAAAUCUAUCUGACUGACUGAUGUGGUCACGCUGAGUUUGUGUGAAAUAUCCAGUAAAAAAAAAAAAAAAAAAAAAAAAAGUUCUCAUCACCCAUACACAGGUUAAUAUUCCAAAACAGUGAAACAUGUCAUUGUGGGAUAUGAUCUAAGGUGUGUGUGUAAAAUUGGGCUGUUAUGCUUUUUAACCAUUAAUUUCACAGAUACCGUUGUUUCCUCUUAUAUGUGGAAGAACAUGCAGGACAAUAAGAUUUUUUUUUCUAUUAAAUGUUGCUGCUGUUUGAUUUUUAAGUCAUGACAUGUAACAUUUCUUUUAAAAAUAUCUUCAUAUUAAUAUAGAAUGUGCUCUGGACAUAACGGAAAAAAAGAGAAAACCUAGCCAAAGAUGCUAAAAGUUCCCGGCACGUUCUGGUUCCCAAUUGUGAAAAGUGCUACACAAAAUACACAAAGAUGGACUUAAUGGAGCCAUUGAAGGCAUGGAUAAACCAGCAUGAGCGAUAUUGUCAAGUU